CGCCAACAGUCCACGCGACGCGACUACGGCUCUCUCCUCGCCGCCAUCCAUUCCGCGAUCCACACCGACUCGUCCGGUUUCGUCGUGGCACAUGCGCCCGCGUCAACAAGCUCCUCUCCGCGGCCAGCACUAGCUCCUCCAGGUAACCGCAUCGUCAAGCCUCGCCUCAAGACAAACUCCCGAGCGAAACUCCGCUCCGUGAAAGUCGACAAGGGAGAAGCUUUCGUCUUCGGGCAGUAGCGCAGCGCGCGGCAUCACCACGGCGGGCAAGAAAAAGCGACGCGGCUCGCCGCGAGAUCGCGACCGCGACGACGACGACUACCGCGAGCGGGACUAUCGCCGGUCUUCCAAGUCGUCCUCGAGCCGCGACCGCGAGGAUCGAAGCAGCCGAGGCAAAUCCAGCUCGAACCAGCAGCAACACUCGGACAGUGAGUCGUCGCAGCAGCAGCAGGACGCGAUGGGCGACUACAGCAACGUAGGCCCACCACAGGACUCGGCCUUGGCCCAGAGCUCUGCCUUCGCUGUCGCGCUUCAGAGAGCCAAACAGAUUGCAGCUAAAAUUAAUCCUCAAGGCUCACAAUCAAAUCCAGAACAACCAAAGAAGCGUUCAUUGGAAGAUGUCUCAGAACCUGAACCAAAGAAGCUUGCAUCCAUUAUGCCUGAUCCAUUAUUAAGUCUUCGUGGAAAUUCAUCUGCUGCUGAUCAACCAGUUUCUGCUGCAGCCUUAGGAGGUAUUUGCAAUGAAGAUAUCAGAGUCCCCGACAAAAUGGUUGGAUUAAUAAUUGGCAGAGGAGGAGAACAGAUAACAAGAUUACAAAGUGAAACUGGAUGUAAAAUACAAAUGGCUGCUGAAAGUGGAGGCAUGCCAGAGCGUACUUGCACGCUAACCGGCUCCCGAGAUGCUGUCAAUCGAGCAAAGGAACUUGUUCAAUCGAUUGUCAAUCAAAGGGUAAAACCAGGAGAAGACUUGAUACCAGGUGCCAAUCCACCAUACCCAGGUCCAGCAUCAUCGGCAUCAAGCUCUGUUACUGCAUCUAUACUAGCUGGACAUCCAGGAUUUGUGGAAAUCAUGAUUCCCGGACCCAAAGUUGGCCUCAUCAUUGGAAAAGGAGGUGAAACUAUUAAACAGCUCCAGGAGAAAUCUGGUGCAAAAAUGGUAGUCAUACAAGAUGGUCCAGGUCAAGAGCAAGAAAAGCCAUUAAGAAUUACUGGAGAUCCACAAAAAGUGGAGCAUGCAAAACAAUUAGUUUACGAACUAAUCGCCGAAAAAGAAAUGCAAUUGUACAAUAGAGGUACAAGGAACUUUUCCAGUAAUAAUAGCUUUAGUCAAGAUGGAAAUUCAGAGUCUGGAGAGGAUCGACGAGGUAACGGAGUCACUGGACGACCUAGCGAAUAUGGAAGUUGGGAAGGAAACCGUCCAGCAGGAGAAGGAAAAGUUGAAUUCAGUUAUCCAGUUCCUUCCAACAAAUGUGGUAUAAUUAUAGGAAAAGGUGGAGUUACGAUUAAAGAAAUUAAUCAACAAACCGGUGCCCACUGUGAAUUAGAUCGACGAAAUCCAGGCACCGAUACCGACAAGUUCUUCACAAUCCGAGGUACGCCCGAACAAGUGGAGCAUGCCAAGAGAGUAUUUGCCGAGAAAUUAGGAGGUGGCAUGGGCUCAAGUAGCAACGGUUAUCCAACUGGCAGGCCUAAUGAGUACGGAGGUUGGGACGUCAAUAGGCAGGGUAACAAAGUUGAAGUUACGUAUCCUGUUCCUACUAAUAAAUGCGGUAUCAUUAUUGGAAAAGGUGGCGAAACUAUUAAGCAAAUCAAUCAACAAACCGGUGCGCAUUGUGAAUUGGAUCGACGAAACCCUGGUACUGAAACAGAAAAGUUCUUUACCAUUAAGGGAACACCAGAGCAAGUAGAACAUGCGCAGAGAAUAUUCAGUGAAAAGUUGGGUAAUAACGGCAUGACUCCAGCCAGUAGUUUAGGCUAUGGUGCACAAAGCGCGAUGGGAUAUAAUGCAUCGUGGAACGCGGCACCAGGUUAUCAAGCAUGGCCAGGUCAAACAGCGACUGCUGACCCGAACGCUGCAGGUCAAGCUGUGCAAAUUGACCCGAACACCGGCCAGCCCGAUUACAGCGCUCAAUGGGCCGAAUACUAUCGAUCGAUGGGUCUGCACCGAGAAGCUGAAAUGAUUGAACAACAGGCCAAGCAAAACGCUAGCAAGAACCCAGACAUGAGUCAACAAGGUGGGCAAACACCAGGAAAUCCAACAUCAAGCUCUGCAGCCCAGCCACAGCAACAAGCUCAACAACAACAACAACAACCGCAACAGCAGCAGCAGCAACAACAAAAUUCUCAGCAGAAUGGUAGUCAAGCAGACUAUAGUGCACAAUGGGCUGAAUACUAUAGAAGCAUAGGAAAAAUCAAAGAAGCCGAGGCUAUCGAAGCUCAAAUGAAGAGUGGAAAAUCGAGCAGUGGCGGAGGUGGUGGCAUGCCAAACAGCCAAAUGUCACAGCAGCAACAACAGAUGCCAAACUCUAUGUCGAAUCCAGGUGGUGCGCCGGGUGGAGGGGGUGGUGGAGGCGGACCCGGAGGUGCGCCAAAUGCCUUUCCUCAAGCUUAUGGCGGCUAUCCAGGAAUGAACCCUGCCUCAGCGGGCGGCUAUUACACGCCCGGCGCCCAGGGUGGUGGACAACCCGGUCAGCAAAAUCCCGCAUUCCCUGCAGGCGGAUACCAAAAUUACCAGUAUCCACAGACGAGCUCCGACAACUGAAAUCUCCGCAUGACCGACUAAUACAAUUACAGAUAGAUUUCCAGAGGAAUGUUUUAAUACCUGCAGUACUCUCAUAUAAAUAUAUACAUAUAAAUAUAAAUAUACAUGUAUACAUAUGUGUAUAUAUCUAUACGUGCGAAAAAUGGUAACACGUUUGACUAUUGUUUGACGAAAAAAAAUGAAAUGAAGCCUGACAAAUCGUUAUAAGUAUCUGUUUUUCGCCCUAAUUAUGAUAGGAAAAGUUCAUAGAAUAUUUUCUUUUUUACACAUUGUAGGAUAUACAUUGUUUUAGUUAUUAAGUGAUGUAAGAAACAACUUUGAACCAACUUUAGGACUAUAAAAUCGAACGAAAAAAAAAACACUUUUUCAUCUUAGCAUAGUAGAAUAUUAUGUUUUAUUUCUUAAACGCAUAUGUGUAUGUAUUUCUAUCCAAUUAUAACUUUAGCAAUGUCAAACACAAGUCCUGCAGGUAGAAGAGCUCAACCCGGGAUAUGUGCACGAACAGCCAGGUUCCAAUUUCUUGAGAAUCGUGUACAUGGUUUGUACAUCAAAUCAAAUCAAUCAAUUAAGAUUUUUUUUAAAGUACUGUAUGUACGUAAACUCAGUUAGAUUUCUAUUGAAAAUUCAAUUUUUAUGAUCAAUGUUAUUAUUAUAAGUGAUUACCUUGGUCACUUAAUUUCACAUCUUUAAAUGUAAGGCAAAAAGCUUACGUCUUCUGUAUUGGCAAUACUAAUGUUACUCUGUACAUUUUCUUAUUGUAAUUAAAAAAUAAUUGUCAAAUCCACGUUGUAUGAACAUUCGAAAAUAUAAAACAAUUUUGCGUGAAAAA
This is a messenger RNA of Nasonia vitripennis (jewel wasp), 3590 nucleotides long. RefSeq names its product far upstream element-binding protein 3 (gene Psi). Bases 458 to 2761 code for a protein of 767 amino acids. Lineage: Eukaryota; Metazoa; Arthropoda; Insecta; Hymenoptera; Pteromalidae. The record is from RefSeq and is a predicted model, not a curated record. Gene Ontology annotation, molecular function: mRNA binding. Gene Ontology annotation, biological process: regulation of DNA-templated transcription. The transcript is spliced from 14 exons. Gene Ontology annotation, cellular component: cytoplasm; nucleus.